This is a messenger RNA of Manis javanica (Malayan pangolin), 2610 nucleotides long. RefSeq names its product solute carrier family 25 member 45 (gene SLC25A45). Gene Ontology annotation, cellular component: mitochondrion. Gene Ontology annotation, molecular function: transmembrane transporter activity. NCBI's taxonomy places the organism in Eukaryota, Metazoa, Chordata, Mammalia, Pholidota, Manidae. The record is from RefSeq and is a predicted model, not a curated record. Gene Ontology annotation, biological process: transport.
CUUCAGGCCCGGUGAGUCACCCCACUUGGGCUGUUCCCACCCUGUCGGCUCAGGCGGUUCCCUAAAGCUGGGCCUGCCCCCUGGUGGCUGGGCUCUGUCCCUGCAGGGCUGGCCGCCUGGGUGGGCGGGGCUGGUUGGCGGCCUCCCGUGUGCUGCUGCAGGGCCCAAGCAGGGUGUGGGCUAGGCAGGCAGGGCCUUCCCAGAGCAGGCUUGUUAAACCCCUCCUGAGUGAGGCGGCCCUGGAGGGGCCCAGCCAGAGGAGGUCGGGACCAGCUGCCAGGCCCAGUCACGCUGCUGGACGGUUGUUGGCCAGCAGCGGGGGGCAGGCCACCACCAGCCAUCACGCCCACCCCAGGAGAUUUCAUGCUCUGCACACCUCCUCCAGCCUGUCAGGGCCUCCCAGGUUGGCUCGCUCCCAUCUCCUGGCGCCUGAGGUUUGGCAGUGGGCCACUGCUCACCCUGAACCCAGAGUUAACAUUAGGGGAGGUUGUCAGUCCGGGGCCUGAGGAGGGAGAGGGUAGAAUUACAUUUUUGCAGCAGCGGCUCUGCUGGAGCACCUGUUCUGCCCCGGCUGGACUAUGCCCGAGGAGGAGUUCGUGGCUGGUUGGGUCUCUGGAGCUCUGGGCUUAGUCCUGGGACACCCCUUUGACACUCUAAAGGUGCGGCUACAGACCCAGACCUCCUACCGGGGCAUCGUUGACUGUGUGGUCAGGACUUACCGCCAUGAGUCACUUCUGGGCUUCUUCAAGGGAAUGAGCUUCCCCAUUGUGAGCAGAGCUGUGGUCAACUCCAUUGUGUUUGGGGUCUACAGCAACACCCUGCUGGCGCUAACAGCAACCUCCCACCAGGAGCGGCGGGCCCAGCCGCCCAGCUGCAUGCAUGUCUUCAUAGCAGGCUGCACAGGGGGCUUCCUGCAGGCCUACUGCUUGGCCCCUUUUGACCUCAUCAAAGUCCAGCUACAAAGGACGGAGCCAUGGGUGCAAUCGGGGAGCCCCCCACCCCGGUACUGGGGACGGGUGCACUGUGCAACCUCCAUCUUCCAGGAGGAGGGACCCCGGGGGCUGUGGGGAGCCUGGGCCCUGACGCUGAGGGACACCCUCACCCUGGGGAUCUAUUUUGUCAUCUAUGAAUGGUUCUGUCGCCAACCCACCCUAGAUGGCCAGAACCCCAGCUCAGGUACAGUGCUGGUGGCAGGGGGCUUUGUCGGCAUCGCCUCCUGGGCAGUGGCCACCCCCUUGGACGUGAUCAAGUCCCGGAUGCAGAUGGCCAGGCUGAAGCAGAGGGAGUACCGGGGGGUGCUGGACUUCGUGGUAAGCAGCGCCCGGCAGGAAAGACUGGGGGUCUUCUUCCGGGGGCUCACCAUCAACAGUGCCCGCGCCUUUCCCGUCAACGCCGUCACCUUCCUCAGCUAUGAAUACCUCCUGCGUUCCUGCGGGUGAGCCUGGCCAGGCAAUGCCCGCAGCUCCCCAGCGGCGGCCCUGCUCAGUGACCCAGAUGGGAGGCCAGGGCGGAAAAGCCCCUUGCGGUUCGGGUGUGAGGCUCAGCCCUGCUCUGGAUCACCGCGUGGCCUCACAGGCGCAGCCAGGGCUGGGGUGCCGGAGGCCAGGGCCCUGGACUCGCCCAGACCCGGGCUGCUCUCAGCCUCCCAGUAACACGUGCCUCAUUCCUGUGCUGCCCAAGCCCGAGGUAAACUGGCUAGCCCAUGAGCUGUGACCUUCUGGCCCCGGCCAGUGAUGUCACCCCUCAAAGAGCUCUCAGGGCCUGCACUCUGCUACUGGGUGCUAGCCACCCCCUGGAUUCCAGCGACUGCGUCCUCAUCUGCCUUCCACCUCGCCUCCUUUCAAGCGCCCCCCCACCAAAUGACUUGAGUGGAUUUUGUGCCUCAGAAUCCUUCGGUGGCUCCCAAAACCUUACGGACAAAACCAAACUCCCCCACCUACCGGGCUCUCUCUGCACAGGAACCUUCCUGUCCCUCAGCUUCGGCAGCCCGGCCCUGCCUGAGAACAAGCUGUGUUCUCACUGUCCUGGGCCCGGAAGCCUUGUCCCCACCGGGGAAAGCGAGCAGUGCCUGCAGCGACCCCGUCAUCCCUCUGGCUGAGCCCACUCGCAGUCGCAGGCUGAGCACUGUCUCCUGGAGUCCUUCCUCCGCUUGUCUCCGGCCCCAGGCAGACUCUGGGGAGGCCAGUCCCACCUGCACGCCAUGAUCAUAGCCUCACCUGUGCUGGGUCGUAGUUGCUGAUUCGCUUCUCAGCUUCCCCCUUACACUGGGAGGUCCUUGAGGUCAGGUCCUACUUUGGAUUAUUUCUCAGCAUGGAGCCCCAUGCGAUGCUCAAGGCGCCCGGGGAAAUGCUCGCUAGAUGAAGCGCUGAUUGCCAAUCCAACUUCUCUCCCUCACUCCAACCCGCACACCUGCUUCCUUGGCUCUUGCCCCCUCCACUGAGAGGUGUGGCUGCCUGGGCCCCUCUUGGGUGCCAGAAAUGGGGGUGCCACCUCACGCACUCCCAUCCGCAUCCCGUGGCACUUGUUUACCCAUCUCAAUUGCUAAGUGGGAAUAAAAACUAGCUAAGUGGUGUCAUUUAACUGCAAUAAAGCUGAGCAGUUUGUACCUAC